Messenger RNA from Dendrobium catenatum, 555 nucleotides. RefSeq lists its product as uncharacterized. Lineage: Eukaryota; Viridiplantae; Streptophyta; Magnoliopsida; Asparagales; Orchidaceae. The transcript has a single exon. Bases 1 to 555 code for a protein of 184 amino acids. The record is from RefSeq and is a predicted model, not a curated record.
AUGGGCUGCUCCUUCUCAACGGUUCUCACCGCCGUCAAUGACAAAAACUCGUUUUUUCCAUCAAAGGCAAUGGUCGUAGCAACUGACGGUUCUCUCCUUGAGUAUACCAGUGGUAUUCGCACCUCCGAGGUUAUCACGGCGGUCGGAAAAACAUACAUGCUCUGCAACUCCGACAAGCUUUAUUUUGACGCCUAUCCGCCUGCGAUGGCACCGGAUGAGGAGCUAGUGUCGGGGCAAAUAUAUUUUCUCCUUCCAGUGGCGGAGCUCAAUCAACUCUUAAGCGCUGCUAAUGUAGCAGCUCUAGCGAUUCGGGCAAGCACGGCCAUGAAGCAAGCAGCAAAGAUGCAGGGGAGAAGGGGCAUAAGGGUGUCGCCGGUGACAGAGAUUUUGGAUGUUGAGCUUGGUAUUAGUGGUAGACGAAAUUUUGAAUUGAAAUUGGCUGAGAAGACAAUAGAGACGAAGAAGAAAUAUAAGAAAGUGGUGGGGGUUAGGUCCAAGAGAUCGAAGGCGUUGAGUACAAUUGAAGAAGUUGAUGAGGAUUGUGUAUGCUGCUGA